GCGGUGCCACGGGACCGCGGAGCCACGGGGAGGGGGAUGCCUUAGAGGUCCAGGUGCGCGGCUGGGCCGAGGCAAGGCGGCCCCAAGCGCUGGGGUCGCGCCGCCUUGGUCGGGGGCUUCGGUGACCACAGCUAGCUCCUCGCCCCGGGGACACCCCAACCUCGGAAGAGAGAACACACUGCCUAGAAACCCACAGGACUGGGCAGCCCCCGUAACCCUACUUUGUCUGGCCGACUUUGUCAACGUCGUCCUGCCGGCCAAGAGGAAGUGCAAGAUUGUUGACUCCUUUACAUCUUUGAAAUAGAAACCGACCCAUUGCAAUUGAAAUAAUCUUUUAUUUAGAAACCUGUUUGGAGGUUAUGGAUGAUAAACCCAGUCCUGAAGCCCUAAGUGAGAGUUCAGAGCGUCUUUUCUCCUUUGGCGUUAUUGCAGAUGUUCAAUAUGCUGACUUAGAAGAUGGCUUUAAUUUCCAAGGAACCAGGCGGCGAUACUACAGACAUAGUCUUCUUCACUUACAGGGCGCCAUUGAAGACUGGAAUAAUGAAAGCAGCACGCCCUGUUGUGUCCUUCAGCUUGGAGAUAUCAUCGAUGGAUAUAAUGCACAGUAUAAUGCAUCCGAAAAGUCCCUGGAACUUGUUAUGGACACAUUCAAGAGGCUUAAAGUUCCAGUUCAUCAUACAUGGGGAAACCAUGAAUUCUAUAACUUCAGUAGAGAGUAUUUAACACACUCUAAACUUAACACUAAGUUUCUAGAAGAUCAGAUUGUACAUCAUCCUGAGACCAUGCCUUCAGAGGAUUAUUAUGCUUAUCAUUUUGUACCAUUCCCUAAAUUCCGGUUCGUUUUACUUGAUGCGUAUGACUUGAGUGUCUUGGGCAUGGAUCAGUCUUCUCCAAAAUACGAGCAGUGUAUGAAGAUAUUGAGGGAGCACAAUCCAAAUACGGAACUGAAUAGUCCUCAAGGACUUUCUGAGCCCCAGUUUGUCCAGUUUAAUGGAGGAUUCAGCCAAGAACAGCUAAACUGGUUGAAUGAAGUGCUUACAUUCUCUGACACAAACCAAGAAAAGGUGGUGAUUGUGAGCCAUCUUCCCAUUUACCCAGACGCCUCUGACAGUGUGUGCCUGGCCUGGAACUACAGAGAUGCCCUGGCAGUCAUUUGGUCUCAUGAGUGCGUGGUGUGUUUCUUUGCUGGUCACACCCAUGAUGGUGGCUACUCUGAGGAUCCUUUUGGUGUAUAUCACGUCAGCCUAGAAGGAGUUAUUGAAACAGCUCCAGACAGCCAAGCUUUUGGCACAGUUCAUGUCUAUCCUGACAAAAUGAUGUUGAAAGGGAGAGGCAGAGUUCCAGACAGAAUUAUGAAUUACAAGAAAGAAAGAGCCGUCCAUUGUUAGUCUAAUUUAUUUUGUUUAACUUGAUAGAAAGUGAGCUUUGUGUUUGUCCCUCCUAAACAAAAAAAUAAAAAUCCUGUGUCUCAUUGUUUAGUAUUCAGCUUGCAUAACAAAAUAUAUUUAUAGUUUCAGUGUGUGUUGGUUGAUAAAAUACUCAGAAAUGUUAUUUUGGAUCAUGUAUCCAUUGUAAGUCCGGAACAAAAUAAACCAGUGAGGAGACAGAGGCAGGGGUGUAUAGUCCUUAUAAGGGGCAUAUAGUCCUCAUUAGGGAUUUUAUUUGGCCUUACCUGAUUUUUUUUUUUUUUAACUUUUUACAAGGAGAAUAUAUUCACAUGUAUUAACUAUGUAACUUCAAGUUCACCAUAUAAGCUCAGGUAAACUUUUUCUGUUUACCCUGCUGUGUAAACGAGCUUUGGACAAUUUUUGUUCAGAACACCUAUACUUGGAUUUUUAUAGGCUUGUAUUCCCAUUUUGUAAACAAAAUUACCAACAGUUAUUUCACGGGUAAGCAUGUGGCGCUCCCAUCCCUGUAAGAAGGGCCUCCAGAAAAGUCAUGUAGUCCUCUUGGGAUUCACAGGACCAAGUGGCAGUGCAGCCAUGUGCCAGCCAGCUUGGUCUGUUUGGGCCACCAGCCACUGCUGUGUGAAGCUACAGCAGGUAAAUGAAUUUACACUGACUCCCUUUAUACACUAAUGGGACAUGUUUAACACCGUUUUCAUACGUGCUAAGGCUUAUGUGCAGAAACACUAGAUGGCAAAUAGGGACUAUUCAGAUGUAGAGAAAGUUUGAUUCAGGGCCUAAACAACUAUAAGAUAUAAGCAUGCCUGUUGAAUACAUGGGCACUAUAAGGAUGUAAAGGAGUAUUAGCUUUCUGUGGCUGCUGUAACAAAUUCCCACAGACCUGGUAGCUUAAAUCAACACAUACUUGUUCUCUUGCAGUUCUGGAGGUCAGAAGUCUGAAGUCAUUUCCACUUGGCUGAAACCAAGGUGUUGGCAGGGCCGUGCUCCCUGAGGAGGGUCUAGGAGGAAUCCUCUUCCAGCCUCCAGAGCUGUACUUCUUGCAUUCUGUGGCUCAUGGCCCCUUCUUCUAUCUUCAAAGCCAGCAGCGUAGCAUCUUCAGAUCUUUCUUUACUGUCGUAUCAUAUUCUCUGCUGUCCGUAGUCAGAUCUACUUCAGCCUUUGUCUUGCAAGGACACUUAUAGUAACAUUUAGGGCCCAUCCAGGUAAACCCCAUCUCAGGAUGGCUUAAUCACAGCUGCAAAAUUUAUUUUGUGCUAUAAGGUAACAUAGGUUCCAGGGAUUAGGACAUGGGUAUCUUUGAGGGCCACUGUUCAGCUGACCAGAGGUGACUAUAAUGUACUCUUGCACUCAUAGACCUUACCAUGAAUUGGACAUCCAUCAUUCAAAUGUGUGAAAUUUGCUGUUACACAAAGACAGGACUGAGGGAACAUGGAAGAUGAAUUUAGUUUUGUUCAAAGGGAUUGGGGAUAACAUACAAAAUGAAGAAAAAUGGCUUGAAUAAGUGGGGAAGAGUAUAUCAAGUAGAAUAGCAAAAGCAGAGGCAUCGAAGGAUAUGCUGAAGUUAGACAUGGCCAGUCAUGCUGUGACGAUUCACCAAAAAGGUGCCGGGCUGGGGGCAGGGGGAUAUGGCAAGAAAUACGGCUGAAAAGGGCAGGCUGGGGCUAUAUUAUGGAGAGCCUUGAAUAUGAGCCAAGAGUUAGAAUUUAACUUGCCAGAUAGUGUGGAGCCCUUAGAGCUUUCUGAGCUAGGGAAUACAUGAUUAGAUUUGUGUGAAAGAGAGAA
This is a messenger RNA of Rhinopithecus roxellana (golden snub-nosed monkey), 3188 nucleotides long. It is a transcript of the gene ADPRM, whose product is annotated as ADP-ribose/CDP-alcohol diphosphatase, manganese dependent. The transcript has 4 exons. Gene Ontology annotation, molecular function: CDP-glycerol diphosphatase activity; ADP-ribose diphosphatase activity; 2',3'-cyclic-nucleotide 2'-phosphodiesterase activity. Bases 360 to 1388 code for a protein of 342 amino acids. Lineage: Eukaryota; Metazoa; Chordata; Mammalia; Primates; Cercopithecidae. The record is from RefSeq and is a predicted model, not a curated record.